This is a messenger RNA of Recurvomyces mirabilis, 2145 nucleotides long. RefSeq lists its product as uncharacterized. Bases 1 to 2145 code for a protein of 714 amino acids. The transcript has 9 exons. Lineage: Eukaryota; Fungi; Ascomycota; Dothideomycetes; Mycosphaerellales; Teratosphaeriaceae. The record is from RefSeq and is a predicted model, not a curated record.
AUGAAGCUCAUCCUCCCAUGGGUAGCCAUUGGGCUGACCGUACUACCUGGAUCCGACGCAUUCUGGCGUAUCAACUGCGAGAUCAUUCAGACUGGCCGUGUCGACCCCCUUGUAAACCCAGGCACGGUAGCCGCACACGCCCAUACCAUCACUGGAGGCUCUAACAUCGGUGUCAACUCGACUCCGGCGGAUAUGGUCAACUCAGAAUGCACCUCUUGCGAAGUCACAGCAGACAAAUCAGCAUACUGGACACCCCUAUUAUACUACUGGUACCCAAAUGGAUCAUUCUUCCAAGUGCCGCACAGCGGUGCUGUCGUGUACUAUCUUGGGCGUGGGCCGAACGUCAAUAACACCGUGCCAUUCCCACCUGGUUUUAAGAUCUUGUCUGGUAACAAGGCGUUGCGGAGUUAUGAUACCCAGUCUUUGACAUAUGGGAAUGCUCAAUAUCCAGGUCGUCCGAUCGCGGAUCGAGUGAGCUUCGCAUGUCUGGUCGCCUUCGGCCUCAAAUUACCGCCCAAUCAGCCUUAUAUGUACAAUGCCACACAGUGUGUCAAUGGGCUGCGCGCGCAGAUUGGAUUCCAGUCCUGCUGGAACGGUAUCGAUCUGUACAAAACAGACAACAGCCACGUGGCCUACCAAAGUGGCAUCGACAAUGGCGUCUGUCCGCCUUCCCAUCCAGUACAGCUCCCUAUCAUCUUCGUUGAGACCAACUAUGCGGUCGGUCAAGUCCCGAAUGCGACAGAUGAUAACAGAUUCGUCUUUUCACAAGGUGAUCCAACGGGCUACGGCUUUCACGGCGACUUCAUCAAUGGGUGGGACCCGGUCGUGCAAACAAACGCAGUCAACAAUUGCUUGUACAACGGUGCACCAGAUGGGGUCAUCCAAGAAUGUCCGUACCUCAACGAGGUCGACACCACUGGUGCAGCUGCCAAUUGUCCAGAGCGGCGACAACAGGUUAGGGAAAACGUCACGGGUAUGCUGGAUCAUUUGCCAGGCUGUGUGCAAGUGACCUACGGACCCGGUAGCGCCACUGCUGCACAAAUGGAGUGUAAUGCUAGUGUCCCAAUACCAUACAUAACACCAACGCCAAUGGGAACACCCCUGCCAACUGCCACACCCGUUAUUGGGCAACAAUAUGGUCUGCCCACUUUCCAAUACCUUGGAUGCUACAACGAUACUGGCCCUGGUGGUGGAUACCGUACGCUCAGCAGUCUGGCAUACAGCAACUAUUCUUUCAUGACAAUCGAGUUUUGUCAGCAGUACUGCACUUCUAAGGGGUAUCAAUAUGCAGGCCUGGAGUAUGCCCAAGAAUGUCACUGUGAUAACAACCUCAAUCCCACUGCUCAGCUGACUACUGCUGUUACCAUGAAUGAGUGCACAUGGACUUGUGGUGGUACGCUGACCCAAGGUGGUACACAAGAGUUCUGUGGCGGCUUGUCUUAUAUGAGUGUCUAUAACAACACGAACAGUAGCUUCGUUGGCUUCGGAGACAACAGCAACACUGCUGGGAACACCCAGCCUUAUGUACCGGCCGCCGGAUUUGCCUCGAACUAUCUCGGCUGCUAUUCCGACAAUCAUGGCGGGCGGGCUCUUGCGAACGGCGGCAUAAGCUGGAACAACAUGUCCGUCGAGGUCUGGGGACAGUACUGCGCUACCACGCAGAACGUCAUCGGCGGCAUUGGAUAUCAAUACUAUGGCCUCGAAUACACUUCUCAGUGCUUUUGCGGCAAUCAGCUUGGCGGGAACAACUCAUUCCUUACGCCGUUCACAACGCCGAGUGGUGGCGCCAACGCACUGAGCUUGUAUAACAAUACUGGAUACAAUCCGCCGGCGAACAAACCCAGCGUCGGGAAGUUCCAAAGCCAGACAUGCCUCAAGGACCCAACCAUUGGCGGAGGCCGUGCGCUGCAACCCGGUGUCCUGCGGAACAACAACAUGACUGUCGAGAUGUGCAUCAAGUAUUGCCUCGGCAAUUACUACAAUUAUGCUGGGAUCGAGUACGGCGUGGAGUGCUAUUGCGGCAACCAGAUCCUUGCAUCAACUGGAGCCGUUAUUCAAGCUUGUCCCGCCACCACGCAGAAAUUGUGCCCAGGAAAUCCUACAGUCAGCAGUCUACCAAUCGGAUCCGUCGUCUUCACAUACUGA